CCCGAUGGGCGGGGCCUGCAGGACAAAAUGGAGCUGCUGGGCGUCCUGAAGCGCGGGCUGCAGCAGUUCAGAGGCCACGGCGGCCUUCUGGGCUAUCUACGAGUCUUCUUCAGGACAAAUGAUGUGAAGGUUGGUACAUUAGUAGGGGAAGACAAAUACGGAAACAAAUACUAUGAGGACAAGAAGCAAUUUUUUGGCCGUCAUCGAUGGGUUAUGUAUACUACUGAAAUGAAUGGGAAAAACACGUUCUGGGAUGUGGAUGGAAGCAUGGUGCCUCCUGAAUGGCAUCGCUGGCUUCACUGCAUGACUGAUGACCCUCCAACAACAAAACCACCUACUGCUCGUAAAUUCAUUUGGACAAACCAUAAAUUCAACAUGACUGGCACUCCAGAACAGUAUGUACCUUACUCCACCACAAGAAAGAAGAUUCAGGAAUGGGUUCCACCUUCAACACCUUACAAAUAAAGACAGUGAAGACCACCUUCAACAUGUAAAAUACAGGCUUUUUGUGUAAUUGCACUUUCACUGCUUACCAUUGACUUGAUUAAAAUUGUUUGACCAA
This is a messenger RNA of Castor canadensis (American beaver), 562 nucleotides long. RefSeq names its product NADH:ubiquinone oxidoreductase subunit A12 (gene Ndufa12). Lineage: Eukaryota; Metazoa; Chordata; Mammalia; Rodentia; Castoridae. Gene Ontology annotation, biological process: response to oxidative stress. The record is from RefSeq and is a predicted model, not a curated record. Gene Ontology annotation, cellular component: membrane; respiratory chain complex I.